This is a messenger RNA of Periophthalmus magnuspinnatus, 1881 nucleotides long. RefSeq names its product fibroblast growth factor (acidic) intracellular binding protein a (gene fibpa). Gene Ontology annotation, molecular function: fibroblast growth factor binding. Gene Ontology annotation, cellular component: nucleus. The coding region runs from base 301 to 1374 and encodes 357 amino acids. Gene Ontology annotation, biological process: platelet aggregation. The record is from RefSeq and is a predicted model, not a curated record. The transcript is spliced from 11 exons. Lineage: Eukaryota; Metazoa; Chordata; Actinopteri; Gobiiformes; Gobiidae.
AGGAAACCCGGAAGUAGGUCUCGAGUGUCUGCUGCUGUUGUUGACAUUGCGCUUAAGCCUCUUCUGGCUAAUUCGCACUCACAGUGUAAUCUAAUUUUAAGUGUCUUUGGUCAGUUAUAGUUUAGUUUAGAGUAAAGAUCACUCGAACAAGUGUCCCGUAAAGCAUUCAUAAACAGCUAACAGCUAGCAUUUCGCUUCUGGUGAACGCACAAUGGCAGCUAAUUAAAUCAUGGUCAUCAAGCUAUAGAUCAAAUACCAGUUUGAGUUCGUGUCUGCAGCCUGCGGAACUACACGUUAAAGAUGGCUGUGGAGCUGGAUGUUUUUGUGGGUAAUACCACCAUUAUGGACGAAGAGGUUUACCAGCUCUGGUUAGAUGGUUACACAGUGAAUGAUGCUGUGAAGGUGAGAAUGGAAGGGGGUGUGCUGGAGGAGUGUGAGGCUAGUGCUGAUGUGCUGCUCAGUGACACCAUGGAUCAGUACAGGACCUUCCAGAUGUGUGAGCGUCUACUGCACAGUCCCGCCAAACUGGCCAAUCAGCUGCUUUUUCAGAUUCCCCCUCAUAGACAAGCAAUGCUUAUAGAGAGGUACUAUACUUUUGAUGAUACAUUUGUCCGGGAGGUUCUGGGAAAGAAACUUUCUAAAGGAACCAAGAAAGACUUGGAUGAUAUCAGCAGCAAAACCGGUGUAACCCUUAAAAGCUGCAGAAGACAAUUUGACAACUUCAAGAGGGUUUUCAAAGUGGUGGAGGAACUAAAAGGACCCCUAGUGGAGAAUAUCCGUCAACAUUUUCUUCUGUCAGACAAACUUGCCAGGGAUUAUGCUGCAAUUGUCUUCUUUGCCAACAAUCGUUUUGAGACGGGGAAAAGAAAGUUGCAGUAUCUAAACUUUCAGGAUUUUGCUUUUUGUGCUGGGCAGCUGAUCAACAAUUGGACAGUGGGUGCUGUUGAUAACAUGGUGGAAGACAUGGAUGUUGAUCUUGACAAAGAGUUUCUUCAAGAGCUAAAAGAGCUAAAAAUACUGAUAACAGAUAAAGACCUACUGGAUCAACACAAAAGUCUUGUUUGUACAGCUUUAAGGGGGAAGACAAAAGCAUUCAACGAAAUGGAAGCUAAUUUCAAAAACCUUUCCCGAGGUCUCGUCAACAUUGCCGCAAAGUUGACCAACACGAAAGAUGUCAGAGAUUUCUUUAUUGACCUUGUGGAAAAGUUUAUCGAGCCUUGCCGUUCAGACCGGUGGACUGCUGCCGACAUGAGACUUUUCCUGACUCACUACACUAACUCAGCACAUAUACUGGAUACAUUCAAACAUCAGAAUGUGUGGGACCGUUACAUGGGCGUGGUGAAAAGCUGUAUCUUCAAAUUGUAUCAUGACUGAGUUUGAUUCACUUUUCUAUGCCUGCUGUCAUUUUUUGCCUCUAGUCUUUGUCUAUAUUCCCUCCUUUUCAUUCUGUUACUAAAUAAAUAUUUUGUUUAUUUGUAAAUUAAAUCAGAUUUACACCUACUUUUUAUAUAUUUUUUUGUUUUAAUUUAAAAUUUUUAGUAACUAAGUGGAGUAGAAGCAAUGGUCCAGACUGGCUGCAUCUCUAGUUUCAGUGUACACUUACAGUAGCAUGGACAUUCCUUUGUUGUAUAUUGCCUUGAUUUGUGAGAGAUAUUCUUAUUACCUCAGGUUUUAAGUUUGCACUCACUUUAUUUUAACGUAUGUGCCACCACUUGUUAUUACAUGAUAAUAUAAGGUUAGUUUAGGCACAAGAGGUUUCAUACUAUCACAUAAGUUUUUUACAUAAUUUUUGUCACAUACCACCACCAUAUUUUUUUUUUACAUAAUACUUAAAGUACAUUAAUUGUAUAAAGUGUACAAUAAAAUAAACGUAUCAAAUUU